Messenger RNA from Columba livia (rock pigeon), 13134 nucleotides. It is a transcript of the gene GALNTL6, whose product is annotated as polypeptide N-acetylgalactosaminyltransferase like 6. Gene Ontology annotation, biological process: protein O-linked glycosylation. The transcript is spliced from 12 exons. Bases 633 to 2438 code for a protein of 601 amino acids. Gene Ontology annotation, cellular component: Golgi apparatus. The record is from RefSeq and is a predicted model, not a curated record. Gene Ontology annotation, molecular function: polypeptide N-acetylgalactosaminyltransferase activity. Lineage: Eukaryota; Metazoa; Chordata; Aves; Columbiformes; Columbidae.
CCUUGGCCGCCUCUCCGGCGCGGAGGGGCGCGCUGUGUCGCGCGCCGGCUUCUGAGCUCCUUUCUUAUUAUUUGUCGUUUAAACUCUUGCUUAGCAGAUUGCGCUUGAUGAGCUCAUGAUGCCGCGCGCCCCCGCCCCGAGCGGGCAGGGGGACGUGAGGCGGGCGGGCGCGGGGAGCCGCGGGGGUUACACGCCGCGCUAGCGCUGCCGCCGUGCCCGGGAGCCGGCGGGAGGAGGCGCUCUGCCGGGCCGACGCUGUUCAUUGGAGCUGGGUUGUGGGGUUUUUAGUUGUUUUUUUAAAUAUUUUUCAAUUUUCCUGUACCUUCGCCCCGGCCGUGCAUUGAGCUGUUCGCCGCUCCGUGCGCAGGUGGGUCCAUGAGCUCCCCCGGGAGCGGCGCCGCCGCCGCGCAGCGCCGCGCCGGGGCGGGGGGGGCGGCCGCCAGCUUCGCUGCUGCCGCGGGGGGCGGCCCCGCCCGGGCGCGGGGCGGGCGGCUGUGAGGCGGGCGGGCGAAGUUUCUCCGCGGCGCCGGGCCCCUCCGAAGGACAGUAGGGAGGGAGGGAAGGACCUGGUCCCGCGGUGCUGGGAUAGCUGCUGCUGCUGGCGCUGUCACCAGAGCAGCCCGGUUUUGGCCAUGAAGAGGAAACAGAAGAGGGUUCUGCAAAUGACGCUGCUUUUCACCGCGGCUCUGAUUUUCCUGCCCGACAUUGGCCUCUGGUCUCUCUACAAAGAGAAGCACCUGGUGAAGCCCGCCGAGCCUGCCGAGCCGCAGACACUUCCAUUGGGGCUGGGAGACAGACAGUUCUUUACCUGGACUGAUGGCUUGAAAAGGAAGGACUGGCAUGAUUAUGAAAGCAUUCAAAAAGAUGCUAUGCGUUCAGGGAAAGGUGAACAUGGAAAGCCGUACCCUCUUACUGAGGAAGACCAUGAUGAUUCUGCUUAUAGGGAAAAUGGCUUCAAUAUAUUUGUUAGCAACAACAUAGCACUGGAGCGAUCCCUGCCAGACAUCCGACAUCCAAACUGUAAGCACAAGGUGUACUUGGAAAAACUACCCAAUACAAGCAUAAUUAUCCCAUUUCAUAAUGAAGGCUGGACUUCACUCUUGCGAACAAUACACAGUAUUAUCAACCGCACUCCAGACAGCUUGAUAGCAGAAAUUAUUCUUGUAGAUGACUUCAGUGACAGAGAACAUUUAAAAGAGAAGCUGGAGGAAUACAUGGUCCGUUUUGCCAAAGUGAGGAUUGUACGUACCAAGAAACGAGAAGGGCUCAUUCGGACCAGACUGCUAGGAGCUUCGCUGGCUAGAGGAGAAGUCUUGACAUUUCUGGAUUCCCAUUGUGAAGUCAACGUGAAUUGGCUGCCUCCCUUGCUUAACCAGAUUGCACUAAACCACAAAACCAUCGUGUGUCCUAUGAUCGAUGUCAUUGACCACAAUCACUUUGGCUACGAGGCACAGGCGGGGGAUGCCAUGCGAGGAGCUUUUGACUGGGAAAUGUACUACAAAAGAAUACCAAUUCCUCCAGAGCUCCAGAGGGCUGAUCCCAGCGACCCCUUUGAGUCUCCUGUGAUGGCUGGAGGUCUAUUUGCUGUUAACCGGCAGUGGUUUUGGGAGCUGGGAGGCUAUGACCCAGGAUUAGAAAUAUGGGGAGGAGAGCAGUAUGAAAUCUCCUUUAAGGUGUGGAUGUGCGGAGGGGGCAUGUUUGAUGUUCCAUGCUCUCGAGUUGGGCAUAUCUAUAGGAAGUACGUCCCGUAUAAAGUUCCAUCUGGGACAAGCCUAGCACGGAACCUGAAGCGCGUGGCAGAGACAUGGAUGGAUGAGUUUGCAGAGUACAUUUACCAGCGACGGCCUGAAUACAGACAUCUUUCAACUGGUGAUAUUUCUGCCCAGAAGGAACUUCGCAAGCACCUUAAAUGUAAAGAUUUCAAGUGGUUCAUGGCUGCAGUGGCUUGGGAUGUCCCCAAAUAUUACCCCCCUGUGGAGCCUCCACCUGCUGCCUGGGGAGAGAUCCGAAAUGUGGCAGCCAACCUCUGUGUGGACAGUAAACACGGAGCCACGGGGACUGAGCUGAGGCUGGACAUCUGCGUGAAGGACGGCUCGGAACGGACAUGGUCACACGAACAGCUCUUCACCUUUGGUUGGAGAGAAGACAUCCGCCCCGGGGAGCCACUUCACACCAGGAAGUUCUGCUUCGAUGCCAUUUCCCACAGCAGCCCUGUCACGCUGUACGACUGUCAUGGGAUGAAGGGAAACCAGCACUGGAGCUAUAGGAAGGACAAAACUUUGUUCCAUCCAGUAAGCGGCAGCUGCAUAGAUUGCAACCCAGCCGAGAAGAAGAUUUUCAUGAACAGAUGUGAUCCUUUAUCUGAAACUCAACAGUGGAUUUUUGAACAUACUAAUAUGACUGUUUUAGAAAAAUUUAACAGCAAGGCCAGUUCCUAGAAAGAAAAAAAAAAAUUAACACACCCAAUUACAUACAGACUGCAGAACACAUUUUGGUCAGCAUCUGGGUCGAAGGAGUCAGGAAUUAAAUUUCCUAGAUCCAGGAAUUCUGUUCUGAGGAUUAAGAAAAUGCCACAGCAAGAGCCAGCAGGCUGUCCUUGUGGAUGUACAGCAUCUGAAGAAUUUGGCCAAGAGCCUCACCGAAUGUUGCUGAGAACUUCAGGCUGAAAAUUCCCUUGCCGGUCAAGGGAAAAAAAAAAACAUGUUUAAAAACUGUUUAAAAAGUACUCUAAGUUAAUAAAGAAAAACAAAACUCUAGAGUUUCUCAGGUCAAAUCCUGCUGUAGUGAGUAGCUCAGAACAGACACUAUAAUUUGGGAUGGGUAUAUGGUGUGCAUGAUGGCUACAGGAACCUGAAGAAAUCCCAGGUUUAAGAACUAAACAUGCUGGUAGAAGAAUAAUGAUGUCCCAGCACUCCCUAGACAAGAUAUAUGCUCUGUUGACAUUCUUUUAAUAAAAGGUUGGGUUAAGCAGGUUUAACCCUCAGAACUGCUGCAAUUAAUUUUAAAUACCUCCCUUUUGCAUUCCAUUCAUUACCGAAGUAGAAAUGGUAGAAAUCUUAGGGUCUAGAAUUACACUGUAGUGAAGCAUGAAAUAAACUGUAAGGUUUUGCUCUCACAUUUCCCCCCUUCAGGAAAAAAAGAAAAGCAAUCAAAUUUCUAUAUCUGAUAUAUAUUUAGUAAUUGUGAUUCAAAUCCCAUUGUCACACAAGGUGAGAUUUCUUUUUUCAGUGACAAAUAUAAUAGCGGCAGCUGCAGCAUAAUGUAGGGCUUGUGGACUAGCUAUCUUUUCUAAAGGUAGAAUCCUUACCAAAGUAUAAAUUAAAUGUAGGCUGGAGAGAAAAAAAAAAUCAGGAGAGUAGGAAAUAAUUGCAUACUGCACGCUGAACUAGGUUAGUCAAAUUAACGUACACUGUCAUCACCUAAAAGUGUGUUGACUCCCUGCAGUGCAGCUUAAAAGAUCUUGCAGUGCUCUUGACAGAUAAGAGUGGAGAGAAAAAUUGACAUGAAAAUAGUUGGGUGGUUUUGAAGUUUUUGAAAUCUGUGAUGGAAAUCACUAGAACUUUCCAAAAUUAGCAAGUGAAUGGCAUUGUAGAUCUCGUGACAGACGAAACAAGAAGUGCAAACAAGUUAAAUAUUACAAUAUUUUGGUACUUUAGGCACAGGCACAAUUCGUGCUAAUGAUUGUUGCAACCCAUGGUGUCCCUCAGACCCAUCAUGCUGCUGUCAUGAGAGGCCUCUCAAACUUGUUCAGGGGGCCUAUGGUUCUUCUUAGCAGAAAUCAGUUAAUACUCGUGUGGAACAGAACCUACCGUUUUGAGAUUUUUUUCAAGGUAAGAGCAAGUAGAAGUUUGUAUCAAGUAAACAUGUGGCCUGCUUUUAAUUGAAAGAUGAAUUGACAGAUGAAAGCACCAUAGAUGCAGAUAGAUCAUAUCCUCUAAGCAGUGGCUGUAACAGUACUUUCAGGUUCCCAAAAUAUCAUAUGUAAUUAAGUUGCUUAUUCUGAUUGCUGGAGAGGUGGCUGACUAACCAAAAUCAUGAUGUGCAAUCUACCCUGUUUUGAGGGAGUAGGGUGGCUGUGUUUUGUUUAUUCCUCCUUAGGCUGUGUUUAUGCACAAAGAGCAUUGAUUGCAUCCAGAGGAUGGUUCUAGUACCCGUAACUAUGUGCUGUUUUAUGGCAGAACCUUGUAGUUGUAGAUUAAGAUCUAAAAUUGUAAGGUCAUAGGAACUUUUUAGGAGGGAAAUAAGAUCCUGUAGCAUUCAGAAUGCAUGCACUUGGAAAAUUGUGAAAUGCAUCCGUACAUUGAAAAAUUGCUGCAAGUUAGUAAAGAGAUCUUUCAAAUAAUCUGAAAGAAUUGUAACAGUAGAGUUAGGCUUCUCCUUCUAUGGUAUUAAAUUAAGUGAGCUGGUUUAGGUAUUGUUUAAAUUUAAUUUGAAGAUAUGGUGCGCUCAGGAACAGAUGCAGUAAGGCUACUGCAUGAGGAUACUUCAGAUUUUUUUAGCUGCCAGUACAUAGAACCAGAGCAGGCACUGCAGACUGUCAGCCUUCCCAGGUGCAGUGCUUGUAGCAUCAUUUAUUUGCAGCCUGAACAUGAGGAAAGAGGAUUUGAAAAAAAGAAGAAAAUGGCUGCCUAAAAUGUAAAUGCAGCCCUCAAGAUGCUGAUUGUAAGUGGCCCCCAACUGUCAAAGUCCUGGAAGCAACACUGCACGCCCAAACUAGAGGCAAAGGAGAACUGCUAAACUAGCUAAGCAUUUUAUGUUAUGCACAUAUUGGUAGGGUUAUAUCCUUCAGUGUUUGACUGCAUCUCAGUGGUCUCAUUUUGCAAUGGCUAAUGGGAAGCAGGCUGCUGUUAAGGCAAAGAACUUCUAUGCCUUUUAUAUCCCUCAUUGUGAAAUGCUGUACAGCAUCUUACACUGCCAAGGGAAACCUCCUUAUUCAUAGCUGGACACUAAUUGUAAGAUCUAGCAGUCCUUGUCAGAAAACAAUCCACAUAACUAAUAUUCAGAUGUUCUAGGAAAAAAUACAAUCUACCUAAUGUUUUUAGGUUUUCACAGUAUCACAGUAUGUUUGGGAUUGGAAGGGACCUCAAAAGAUCAUCUAGUCCAAUCCCCCUGCUGGAGCAGGAACGCCUAGGUGAGGUCGCACAGGAACAUGUCCAGGCGGGUUUUGAAUGUCUCCAGAGAAGAAGACUCCACAACCUCCCUGGGCAGCCUGUUCCAGUGCUCUGUCACCCUCACUGAGAAGAAGUUUUUUCUCAAAUUUAAGCGGAACCUCUUGUGUUCCAGCUUGAUCCCAUUACCCCUUGUCCUAUCAUUGUUUGCCACUGAGAAGAGCCUGGCUCCAUCCUCAUGGCACUCACCCUUUAUAUAUUUAUAAACAUUAAUGAGGUCCCCCCUUAGUCUCCUCUUCUCCAAACUGAAGAGACCCAGCUCCCUCAGCCUUUCUUCAUAAGGGAGGUGCUCCACUCUCUUAAUCAUCUUCGUUGCCCUACGCUGGACCCUCUCCAGCAGUUCCCUGUCCUUCUUGAACUGAGGGGCCCAGAACUGGACACAAUAUUCCAGAUGUGGUCUCACCAGAGCAGAGUAGAGGGGAAGGAGGACCUCUCGAUCUACUAACCACCCCCCUUGUAAUACACCCCAGGAUGCCAUUGGCCUUCCUGGCCACAAGGGCACAGUGCUGGCUUAUGAUCAUCCUGUUGUCCACCAGGACCCCCAGGUCCCUUUCCUCUACACUGCUCUCUAAUAUGUAGUCUCCCAACCUAUACUGGAACCUGGGGUUGUUCCUGCCCAGAUGCAGGACUCUACACUUUCCCUUGUUAAAUUUCAUUAGGUUAUUCCCCGCCCAACUCUCCAGCCUGUCCAGGUCCCGCUGGAUGGCAGCACAGCCUUCUGGCGUGUCAGCCACACCUCCCAGCUUAGUGUCAUCAGCAAACUUGCUGAUAGUACACUCAAUUCCCUCGUCCAAAUCGUUAAUGAAUAUAUUGAAUAAUAUUGGCCCCAGUACUGACCCCUGAGGUACUCCACUAGAUACUGGCCUCCAGCUAGACUCCGCACCAUUGACUACCACUCUCUGGCUUCUCUCCUUAAGCCAGUUUGCAACCCACCUCACUACUCUAUUGUCUAGACCACACCUCCUCAACUUAGCUGUGAGGAUGCUGUGGGAGACUGUGUCAAAGGCUUUGCUGAAGUCAAGGUAGACCACAUCCACCGCUCUGCCAUCAUCCAUCCACCUUGUUACAUUCUCAUAAAAGGCUAUGAGGUUGGUCAAGCAUGACUUACCCUUGGUAAAGCCAUGCUGACUGCCCCUAAUAACCCUCUUAUCCUUGAUAUGCCUUGAGAUGGCACCAAGGAUAAGCUGUUCCAUUACUUUCCCAGGGACAGAGGUGAGGCUGACCGGUCUAUAAUUACCCGGGUCCUCCUUCUUGCCCUUUUUGAAGACUGGAGUGGCAUUUGCUUUCCUCCAAUCCUCAGGCACCUCCCCCGUUUCCCAAGACUUGGCAAAGAUGAUGGAGAGCGUUUUAUAGGUAAAACAUAGGAAAAAUGUAUUCUAGUUUGUUGUGGGUCAACAGUGAGCAACUGUUGGAUCAAUCUGGAAAUAUAAAGGUUAAAUGAAAGUCCAUAUCUUGAGGAAAGUUUAAUAAGAACUUGCCAGAAUGCAGCAUAGAAAUACACACGUAUGCAUAUCUGUGUGUGUGUACAUAUGUACAUGUGACCAGUGGAAAGAGGUAGAUGGAGGAGAGAGGUUUGUUUUCACUGAAUGGACUGAUCUUACAAAUAUUUAGUAUAACCAGAACUGCACAGAAAAAAAAAAUAGGACACAUUAGACUGAUGGUGAAGAUUAUUAUCUCACUGUUUUCAGCUUAAGCAAUUUUAUCUUUUUUUAAAAACUGAGACAAAAAGCUACCAUGCAACUUCCCCACAGCCAACUGCAGUCCUGCUACUAUGGAUAUAGGGUGGCCCUAGGGACAGUGUAGUUCAGAGCUCUGCACCUGUAGUGUUUGAGAUGAUGGAUUCACAAAAUGGUUUUGACUUGCUAAGCACAGGACUCCUUCAACAGAAAGUUUCAUUAAUAAUAAAUGAUCAUCCCUACCUCUAAAUUGAAUUCUGUCUUGGGUGUUCUCCAAAGCUUUCCACUGAUAACAGUAUUCCAUGACUAAUUUAACAUUUGAAACUUCUUUAAGUCUUCCUACAACCAUAUCUUUUCCAGCCAAGAAACACCUGAAAAACUUGGUAGGAUGGACAGGUGGAGCUUCCUCUUAUAUUUCACCAGGAGCACUUAGCUUGAAUAUACAUUUCUCUAAAAGGCUAUGAAGUUUCCUCACAGAUUUUUUUUUUUUUUAAAUACCAGGUAGUUCUGAACAUAUUUUGAAUCUAGUACACAGGUAGCAUUAACAGAUGUGGACUUAUCAUUUCAGUGGAGCUAUGUUAAUGUGUCCCAACUGAUGACUUGCUUCAGGUUUUUCCAAUUAGUUAUUUUAUGGCUCAGUGGGCUUUAAUCAGCAUGCCUGAAAACGAGAUUUUUGUAUCUUAAGAGAGUUUAUCAGCACCUACCCUAAACCUAUUCCAUUUAAGGUUGUCUGACUCUUCUUAGUGACCAGCAAACUACUGCCACAGGAGGGAGCAUCUGGAAAACCCGGAAUCAACACCUAGUGCAAUUAAAACACUAAAAUCGUAUGAGUUUCCCUGCAUAUAUUCCAAAAUCUAAACUAAAGAGAAGACCUGGGGGAGAGGUCUUAAAGGAGGGAGGGGAAGCUGGGAAACAAAGCAUUUCACAUGUGAAAGGAACAGCCUUGUUGCAGAGGCAUGGCAAGGCUUCACUUUUCAUUGGGCACAGUCUUAUUUCAGAAAAAUGAGAUUGCUUUAGAACAAAUGUUUCUGCAACAUUAUGGAUAUUUUAAUGCAUACUUCCUGGGUGUUAUCAGUUUAUGAAUAAAUGGUCUGUAGCUGCUGAACCUAGGUCUUCUUUGUGAUAAAGUUAGACUAAGCUGGAAAGGAAGCUGACAAGCACUUAACAAUCUCCAGUUACUGGCAGUUUGCCAGGCAUCCACGUCUCCAUGACCUCAGUGAAAUCAGAUGCCACAGAUGAUCAUAGAAGAAACAUAUAUAAAUAGCUUAACCAAAUUGAUUUGAUAGUUUGCACCUCUGUAAGAUGUCACUUUUGUUAAAAAAAAAAAAAAAAUCAUCCUCAGAAUUCAUUUACAUUUUUACUGAUAACUUCUGCAAGGGACUGAGUGAGUGGGACCUUUUUAACCUACCCAGACAGAUUGGAGAUGGCACAUUUUCAGCAGGCAGUACUGGGAGGCUUUCAGUGUGGCUGUCGCCAGCCAUGGAUCCAUUUUCUGUUUAAAGAGCAUCAAUCUUUAAUGCUGUUAGCCCAGCAUUUUUCAAGAGAACACAAGAUGUACAUUAAAAAAAUAGUAUGAUAAUGGAUUUAUUUUUGUUUUUUAAUUCACAAGGUUGUUAGGGAAACCAUUUCAAAACCCUUGAAAACAAAAAAGCUGAUCAGAAGUAGAUUUUUAUAACUGCUAUUAGGCAUAGAAAGUUCAUUAAUUAAUUAAACUCCCUUCCAAAUCUGGUCUAUAUAUCCUCUUAGCAACAACACAAGGGUCCAAAAGAGCUUUUACAUAAGAUAAGUCUGAAGUAAAAUUUUGAAAGACCUCUAAAAAGUGAUCAGGAAUAAGCCAAAAGGUAACAAAAAUCCUCAAACCAAAAACUGGCUAUUGUGUCUAGUGUUCUAAGAGAUUUUGUUAAACUUCUUGUCCUAAAAUAGUAUCCAUUGCCCAGAAAAUUUUGCAUUAAUAAGUAAUAUGGUUUAGUAAAUCUUUAUUGCGUAGUGCUUUCUAGAUAAGAUUCUUACUCUUUAAAAAAAUCAAAUUUUAGUGAAUUUGUACAGUUAGUUGCUGAUGAGGGUUUUUUUAACCACAGGUAAUACAUGAAUCUGUUUUGAGGUCUCCUGAAAUCUUGUAUUUCCUUGUUGUAAUUCUGAAUGCACUGGACUGAAGAAAAUCUAAACAGAGAGGAAAAAAAAAGCCUCAAAAAAAAUCUAAGAAACGUGUAAAAACAAACAGUGAGAUUGUUUAGCUAGAGAUGAUAAAAAAAUGCAUCACAUUUCCUGAAGGCUUCAACAGCAUUCAGAAAAUACAUUUGCUGUGUGCAGUGGCUUUCUGUUCUUUCGGUAUGAUUAAUAUCAGUGGUACUACCCCUGAAGCAGGACUUCUGAAAAUGAUGUGCUAUCAUUUGGCACAGUGGGUGGACAGCAUGGUGCCAGAAAAAAAAAUCACAUCACUUUCUAAGAACAGUUCCUGAAAAAAUUGCACUCAAACAUUGUAGUCAUGCCUUAAGAGUCUUAGCUAUUUAUAAAGUUCCUGUUAUUUUUGCCUUUUUUUUUUUUACAGGAACUGGUAGUGCGGUAGGUGCUUCAGUGGUCAUUAAGAAGACAGUGCAGACAACAAGGGAACAAAGAGGACAUGGGUUAAAACAGCAAGAACUUGUGGUUACCUAAAGUUGUCCACAGCACUGUCAAGCAGAUUAAUUAUACACUAAGAGAAACCUCCUUCUUUUGUGUGGCCAUUGUGGUAGAUGCCCAGCUCCAGGGAAUAAUCAGGACUGCGUACUCCACAGAAAAUGCAGAAAAAGUGACGAUGACCCAUUUUUGAGAAGCAGAUGCAUGGGGCAUUGAGACAUAUCACAGAGAGCAUAAGGGAGGUGAGGGGAGCUGCAGCAAGGAAGUCUGGUGAGUGAUGGUAUCUAAAAGACAUUAAGACAUAGAAAAGGAAAAUGGUCCUCAUUAACCUUAGCCUGUAUUAACCUUCGCAAUAUCCCUAAUGCUUUGUCAAAGUAUUAGUUGAUUUAAUUAAGUUAAUCCUUCACCUCUCCCAGUUUAAUGACUCAAGCUGGAAGGAAUUGCAGCCCAAGCAAAUUUCUGUUGAUCAGCUUGGAGCAUCUAAUUGGCACAAAACACCACUAGGCAUAGUUUAGUCAAAAAGCUCAACUGGCACCAAAACUAAACCAAUAUUAUCAGCCUAAAAGAUCAGUAGGCCCCUGGCAUCUCUCUGUGAAAAAAGGUUUUCCUUGCCUAAAAGUGAUUGAUGGUAAUGAUCCUAGAUUAAGAAGAUCAGGAGUCAUGAGCUUUCACAGAGGUGAAAGGCCAAAUGGUGAGAUUAGGAGAUGGCAGUUUAAUUGAGAAAGAAAGGAGGAAAUAGGUGGGAAAAGGGAAGGGGCAGGAAUCAGGUUUAUUUCUGGAUAUGAAGGAAGCAUGACCUACAAAGGUCAGCCACUGAUAAUUUUGGAUACCUCUUUAUACCAGGGUUUGCAUGUUUAUUUCCAUCACAAUUACUCAGGAAUUGAGAGGCAAUCAGUUCCACCCUCUCCUGCAAAGCACUUAAAUUUAGAAUAAAGAGAACUGCAUAAUCUGAAAUGUAUUGAUUGUGAGUGUAAUUAGAGCAAAGCUUUGCUGGACACCAAGCCAGCGCUGAGUUUUCCAGCAAAGCUAUGUUCCUGAGAAUACUUCGUGGAUAGUGUGUAGAAGCAAAACAUUAUAGUUGCUAUUUUACCUCAGAUUAAUAUUUCCCUGUACCUCAGGCUUUUUGAAAGAGGAGAAGUGUUCACCUAAAUUUUCCAGGAAAUGUCAAUCCAGAUCAGUAGAAAGUAGCUCUGCCUGCUCCCUAUGAGGAUCAAGACAAUGUGUGUUUAUCUUCCAACAGCAAAUACAGCUCUUAAAAAAAGAGCAUCAUAGCUCUGCCUUCUUGAUUCCUUUCAGCGUUCACCUCUUUUUAUGCAUUUCGGUUAUUUUCUUUAUCCUUUUUUCCAGUUUGGCCUUUCUUCCCUUCUGCUGGCUUCCUAUCUGCAGGAUCCUGCCAGAACACUGGUCCUUUCUCUUCCCUCUCUUCUGGUUUGUGCUGAGAGGUGUUUCUGCUGUUGCAGAUCCCAUCCUCAAGAUAUGAGUGACUGAAGCUGCUUUAAUCUUCACUUGGCAAAACCACAAGCCCUUUGCUUGCUGCAGCUUGUGCUAGCAGAGGGGUAGGGAGGAGAAAGGCACCUGAGGAGAAAGGAGAAGUUCUGUCCUUGUGGGUCAGUCUCACUACAAGUUUUGUCUGUGGAAGAGUUAUAGCUCAUAGUACAGAUAGACAAACAUCUUUGAUGGAGAAAAUGUCAUUGUUGAUGUACUUUCUCACCCAUCUUCAAAAUCCAGUGCUACCCAGAGAGGGGAAUGUCUAUGAACAGAAGCAUCUUAUUCAGUGGAUACACUUCUUACAAAUGUUUAGAAGCAAAUGAACUUCACCUUGAUAAGCAGGUUUUAACUUGUGAUUAUCAUUAUUGAGCUAAUGUAGAUACAGGAAACUUAGUUAGAAUUACAUUAAAAUGUGGUUUGUAUAAGCAACCAAGGGAUUAUAACAACUUUAACUGAAGGCAUUGUUUCAAUUCUGAAAUGGAUGUAUAGGCUUUGAUAAAUGCAUGAUGCAGGUUAACUUCUAGUCAAGCUGCAGAGAGUCAGAAGGAAUUUCUUUGCAAAAUCCCCAAAAAAAUAAAUUGUCCAACUUGCAGCAGCUUUUGCUUUCAGCUGCACAGGGCUCCAGUUUAUUCUACAAUCUGUCAGCAAAGUUAAUAGCUAUAAAAAGAUGUCCCCAUGAUUCUCAUUGUCAAAGCUGCAUUUGCAGAGAUGGCAGUAAAACAUCACCUUUUCUUUCCUGUUAGCAGAGAACCCUUUCAUUUGUUUCCUAUUAGUUUUUAUACACCUCUGGAGUAAUUUGCUUGUAACCAGAACACAUGGAUAGAAACUGCACUCUGUCCCUCCACUAAACAGGUUCCUAGGAAAUCAGAGUACCAGUGUGAAGGUCAUACAAAUGCACCAUUAAAAAGAUUGCCAACCAAGGAAGAAGGAUUUCAUAUAGAAGAAAAAUAAGACCCCAAAAAAAGUUUUUUUUCUUUUAUUACUGUCAUAUCAGUCUCCAAAUUGCAGGUACUGCUCUACGUCUAAAUGUAUCAUGGUAAUCCACACCUGGAAGGAUAAUCAUUCUUCAUCAGGACUCUGAUGCCAGUUUUCCACACAAGUCUGCCCUGUGGCUAUACAAACCUCAUCUUCAUGGUUGGGAGGUUUUCUCCACAGUUGCUAUCCCUACAAGGGGCACAUGCCUUCUGACUUUGGCCUGACCUGUAGUUUUCCACCUCAAACUCUGUUGGCCAAAGCAGCUCGGUACUGAUCAGGUCUUCAGAUGAUCUGGUCCGUUGCACAUCUCUUAACGCUUCACAGCAGUUCAGCCCGCAUAAACACACGAUUUGCCAAGCAUCAGGUGGCAAAAAGAAAUUUGUGGUCCCUUCUGAGCCACUGAGAUGCUUCUGUUUAUCAACUAGCCUUUCUGAUGGUCAGAGUGUUUUCCAGGCAUCUCUGUGAAUAAACACCCUUUCCUGCGGGUAUCCUGCAAAAUAUCCAUUUCUCUCACUUUUCUGAGAGUCUGGAAUUACAGCCUUCAAUCGCUGUUAAACAACGUUCAGGGCAAAACAUUCCCUGGCAAUUCAGCUAUUAUAAACUAUUUUUAAAGGGCCAAGGAGGGCUGGAGACAACUUUGUGUAAUUCCCAUCCAAUGUGCUAGUAGGCAAGGCAGCCACUGAUGAGCUGGGCUGGUAGGUGGCCAGUAAAACUCAAUGAACAAGUUAGAUGGAGUUGUCUAAUUUUCUGAGUGUUAAGGUCAAAUUCUUUGGUUAUUGUAAUUUAGUAAAUAUAGCUCUCUGAAAAAAUGGGGAAAAUAUUUUCAGAUGUGUGCAUUUGAAGUAUUAUACAAUAGAUUAUAAUUAGUAAUACAUACAUUCUAAUAAGUAAAAGGAAAACAUACACUUCUGUGCUGACUAGUCUGAGAUAGUUGGCUUAGAUCUUAUUAAACAACAGCUGUAGAAGCUUUGACCAACUUACUGAUGCAUUAAAAUAAUGUUUUCAAGACAUGCUUAAAGGUUUUACAGAGAGCACAUGCCUGUAAAUUACUAGACUGUAAUUAAGAAGCUGAUCUAUGGAAUAAAAAUUGUACACCUGUCCUAUUUAUAUUUGGAUGUAUUACGUGACAGAAUACAAAGUAAAAGAUUGCUGAAGUACAAUUUAAAAAAAAAAUACCAUGAUCUGAAUGAAUAAAUACCUCUCAGAAGCUA